CCAAAACAAAAUCUCACAAUCGUUCACGCACAUCACUGCAUACGAAAUGAAAACAAAGGCAUACAUACUUUAUCCAAAUACUAGUGCUUCCAUAAAACAUCCGUGCGACAACAGGAAUUAAUCACAAUGGAUUAUUCAAAAAAUACCAGCGAUACAGAGGAGGACCUAUUUUCUGAUGAUGAUGACCUCUGUGACGAUCAAUUGAUGAGUCCAAAUCCCAAGGUCAACUCGUCUUUCUUCAAUUUAUCUCAGACUCCUGUUGCAGUGUACGACCAGAGAGAAGAGACACCUGGUAAACCGAUUGUGCCAAAGACUCCUCUGACUCUGGCGCCGUUUAUAUCUAAGGCUGAUGGCUGGACAAGUGACAUGGAGACACCAGCAGUUGAUCGACAUCGUCUUAUCAUUCACUCGACAAAUCCUGUACACAGUGAUUGUGAUGAUGGCAUUACUCAAACUGCUGAUCCGACGACUCCUCUCCACGUCCGUCCUGACGACGGUAACGAUGAAAUCGUGCCUCUGUCUCAGGAAAUUGUCCAUCCCAAGAAAAAACAAAAACGUCCACCCAAGCGACGUAUUUUCGAUAAGAACAACACAAACUGUUCGACACUAUAUGAAGAUGAGGAGUUACCCCAGAGAGAUGAAGUCAGGAAAUCUCGAUCAUUGAUUUCCGACGUCGAGGUCGAGACAAAGUCUCCACUUCAGAGGCUAGAGCAAUUGAAAGAGCUCCAGAAGAGACUCCAAGAGAGAAAGGGCCUCGAGACACUGACAGACGAUGCCAUUCCUGACGACGAGUUCCUGAGGAGCUGUAGAGCCCUGGAGAUGUGUGAUAAGCCUACUCCAAGGGAAGAUACAACCCAGGAGAUCGUGUGCUCAUCUCUACCAAGAGAUUCUUCAGAGGAUUUUCCAUUCUCUCCAAUCAGUGAUGACCUGGAGGCUCUGGAGCAAGAGAAUAUCCCAGCUACAGUGCCCCUGACCCCUGUCUCGAGCCUCCACAACCUCACGCAGGAUAAUUAUUCUCAAAUAGACCUUGGCAUUGAUCCAAUGGAGCAGGACACGGUCCUGGAAAUGACUUACCUAGAGGACAAGGGGAUUGAGAUAAAAGGAGAACCAAUAGAGAUUGAGGAACCAGAGAAUGGCUUCAGGGGUUUCUCCAAGGAGGAGCAGGAGAGCAAAGAGCUCUGGCAGUUUCAACGUAUGUUUGUACUCCAGUAUGGUCGCCUGUCCCCGAAGAAACUCGAUUUUGUAGGUUUCCCCUUCGAGGAGAUAGAGUCAACUAGAACUAUAUUCCAGCUCAAUGACUUUUUUCUAAAUAAAUACCUGGAAAAAUACUAUGGGAUCAGGAGGCAGAUUGAGCCUAUGGUCGUAACAAUUGAGGAUACUGAAUCAGAGGAGUCUCAGGCCAUUGAGGAAGCCGUGCCCCAGCUGCAGGUCCUGACGCCACUGAUUGUGUCUGUUUAUUCUGGGUUUGAUACGGCGAGUGGAAAAAAAUUGUUCACCUCUGUGGAUAAAAUUUUCAAGGAGCAGACCAGGCUACAAAGGAAUGAGCCCACUGAGCUGCAGAGUAUUGACACGCUGAUGAGCUCGAUGGAUAAUCGAAAAUCAACGGGAGUAGAAAACAGUAUCGAGAAGGAGGGGUAUGUACAAUUAUUAAAUAUAGAAACAAUUAAGCCGAUUGAUAAAUUCAAAGAAACGGAAGCAACAGUCGAGGAAAAUGUAGAGGCUAAUGCGAAAUGUGAUAGAACAGUACCUUUACCACUUAACAGAAGAGAAUCUGUUUCAAAAGUGGCAGAACUACCUCAUAAAAAUGAUUUUCAUGGCUGUGGUGGGUUGAAAGCCUCUCUAAAUCCUGUUGAUCCGCCAGGAGAAGCUUUACCCGGUAUCGAUGAUCUAUUUAAUGACAAAUCCAGCGAGGAUUACUUUGAUUGCUUAAAUGAAAUAUCGAAUCUAAAGACUAAACGACGAUCUCUUCGGUUAAAUCGUGUAGAAUCACGCGUUAAAUCCUCAGUGCCUAAUGCAACGAUUGAUAAUAAAAAUUGGACUGAAAAUUGUGAUCCAAUACUCUCGAGAAUUUCCCCUGGGCGAGUACCUGAAGCAAACGCUGAUGAAGACGCGAGGCCAGUGUCAAUUACUUCAGGAUGUGGAAAUAAUGGAAUUGCUCCAUCAGUCGAUUCUCCACAAUUGAGAAAUUGUAAUUAUUCACCAGUACCCAAUGAUCCAAGCCAUAAUUACCAAUUUCCCGGAUUUGUGACGGGAAAUGGAAAAACGGCGCAGAUAUCGGAGAAGGCUUGGUCCACAGGUCUAGCGAUUGCUGAAGCUGGAAAGGAGGUCGAAGGUCGCGUAAAAAAUCAAUCACCACUAGGAAAUGUAAAAAAUUUGAAUUCUGGCUCAGUCAGGCCAUUUACACCAGUGAGAUCUGUCGAUGUGCAAUAUCCCCCUGGAUCUUCAAGAUCAAUAACAGACAGAUCUUCGAAGAUAUCAGAGGAACCCCUAAUGACCUCCCGAUCAACGACAAAUCCCUCAGCCCCGAUAAUUGGAUUCACAACUGGAAGUGGUGCCUGUAUAAACCUCUCAGAGGCUGUUCAGGAGAAAAUAAAAUCAGCGAUGCAAGAAUUCUCUGCUGAUUUAGACCAGCAAGACCCGACCCUCCUGGAGUUGUCAAGUAUAAAAAAUAAAAUUUGGUCAGCUCGACAUAAAACAACGCCUGGAGGAAAUCCGAUGAAAUCCUCCAGGCCCUUUACACCCCUAAAAGUCAAGAAACCUGAGCCCUCCACAUCAGCAACCUUCGGAUCGGCAUUAGGAUUCACAACAGCUGGUGGAGGGGCUAUAAAACUAUCAGAGGUUGCUCUGGAGAAAAUGAAAGCAGGUCUGGAAGCAUACACUCCAGCUGUCGACGAGAAUGACCUGAAUUUCUCAGAUUUGUCAAGCCUGAAGAAGCAAGUCUCGAGUAAUCGGCAUAAAACGCCCUCGAGUCUCUUAAAAAAUAAUUUAAAACUCGCCAAUUCAGAAAAACUCCCGAGGAGGUCGAGCCUUCCUUCUGUAUCCAAGCCCUUUACACCUCUGAACGUGAGAAAACCAGAGAAUCCUCCUCAGUCGACCCCCAACACAUUCAAAUCAGUCUGUGGCUUCACAACAGCUGGUGGAGGAGCAAUAAACCUCUCAGAAUCAGUCCAGAAAAAAAUUGAAGCUGAUUUACAGGCAUUUACUGCUGAAGUCGAGGAAAACGAGACGCUCACCACAACAAAACCAGAUAAUUCUGAUGAAAAUGCCCCAGUCAGGGCAAAACGAAAAAAUCCUCCAGACGAUGUAACUCCAUUCGGGAGAAAGAGGACGAGGAUUGCAGGCAGUGACCUCCAGGCUCGAAUGUUAUUCACCGAGAUUAAUGAAGAAGAUGAUGAGAUAAUCCAGUCGUCCUUGGGGUUUGCGAGUAAUAUUGAUACUGAAAAUGACAGGAUUCUCGCCUUGACCGUUUCCAGGGAAGUUCAAGCGAAUCCUUGUGCAUUUUUCAAAGACAUCGAUAAAGAUUCAAACCGUCCAUUUAGCAGGUGGUCCGAUACUUCGUGUCCUCUAUCCUCAGUCUCUCGUCCCCUCGAGAAAAGGCACUACUCCUUUCCCAACAAAACUCUCAACCUAAUACCCGAGAAAAAACUCCCCCUCACGAACCAGGAACUCAUCCCCGACGACAUAGUUUUCGAUAGUCAGGAAUUCUUCGACUCCUACGAGAAAAUUUCCACGAAAAUAAAAAUAAACGAGGUUGUAGAGAAGAGGAGAACCGAGGCAAUAAAAAAACAGGAACAAGUGAUCGAUACAAAGAGGAGAACUCGUGAAAGGCCAAUUCCUGGAUCCCUAAUUCUCAUUAAGGACCUAAAUUCAUCAACGAGGAUUUCUCUCCAGAGCUUGUGCCUUCCAGGAACUUCUCCAGGUCCUCGGGAUCACCAGGAGUUCUCUCUUAAAAAUAUCGACCCAGCAGUGACAUCCAUAACUUCCUCGACAGCUGGAAAUUACCAAUUCAACCUGGAAGAAAUCUCCAGGAGCUGCGUCGAGGGAUUGAUAUUGGGAGAUGAUGCCCUGUUGAUUCCAAAUGAGCACAAUUUCGCAGGGAUCACAGAGUUCAAACGAAGUUUUCUCGCCUCCCCAGGAGUAGACCCCACACUGGUCCCCAAUCACUGGGUGGAGAACCACUACAGGUGGAUUGUCUGGAAAUUAGCCUCGCUGGAUCGAUUGAAAUUCACGAGUAAAAAUCCCCCGAAGUGCCUUACUCCAGACACAAUUCUUAAACAACUGAAAUACAGAUACGACCGUGAAAUCGAUCAUGCAGAGCGUCCAGUGAUCCGAAGAAUCCUGGAGAAGGACGAUGCUCCAUCUCGACGGAUGGUACUGUGCGUUUCAAAAAUUAAAAAAACGACAAUCAACAACGAGACAGCAAUCACGAUGGAAUUGACUGAUGGCUGGUACUCAGUGACCGUGGCCUUGGAUCCAGCAAUGAUGAAUUACGUUCUUCAAGGAAAAAUAAAGGAAGGAGUGAAAUUAAUGACGUACGGUAGCCAGUUGAUGGGUGUCGAUGAGGGCUGCCAUCCCCUGGAGGCCCCCGGCCACAUCCGCCUGAAGAUCCACACGAAUUCAACGAGGCGAGUCAAGUGGUACACAAAAUUGGGCCUCCAAAAAUACAGUGGCCCCAUGGAAAUCUCCCUGAGACACAUCCACCCAAACGGCGGUCUAAUUGGCAAAGUGUCAGGAGUUGUGUCUCGUCUGUAUCCAAUCGUGUACAGAGAGUCAACAGCCAACGGUCAGACGAUAUUUCGAAACGCCAGGAGCGAAGAGAGGGCUCAGAUGUCCCUGGAGCACUCCAGGUCAUCCUUGUCACGUCGAGACGUGACACCUUGUUUGAAAAUGAGAAUAACCGAUGGUACAGCGCAUGCAGUAGUUACGAUCUGGCAGAAUGCCGAGGAAUGCAGUGAGAUGUUCAAAGAAGGUAAUUCGAUAUCAAUAGUUCAUGGAACGGCGUCGGGGAAGCGAUCCAAUGAACUCCAGAUCAGUGCCACUAGGUGGACGACAUUUGAUGUUAGAGCGUUGGGAAAAAAGUUGUCGUUUCCAGAAAGAAUUUUCACACCGCUCUCUGACGCAAUGACCCUGAGUUUUACACCUCAUUAUGGUGAGUUUGACACUGUGGGGAUUGUCGUAUCGAUUGGGCCAGCACCACAUGGGAUGAAAAAUUUUGAGACCGUUUAUUUGGCCUGGAGGAAUGACCAGGGUGAUGACAGCUUUCUCUCCAUUCUUUUCUGGGAGGGAGUUGCUUCUUAUGGUUACUCUGAUAUUGCCACUAUCGGAUCAAUAGUUUGUUGUGUUAAUUGCGAGUGGAGGAGAAAUACUUAUCGGAGCAUACCCACGGCAUUUUGUACCGAGAGAACCGUUAUUACGCGUAAUCCUAAACAGGGGAGUCAUUUGAGGAAUGAGUUUGAGUCACUGGAGUUCAGGAUUGGGAACGUGGAGGAUUACGUUGAGGAGUGCGCCAGGAGGAUUCAAGAGGAGGUGAUGAAAAAAUCCUCUUCGACACCUGGAAAUACAUCGGGAGUUUUGACACCGAAGGACAGAAGGAGUGCUGCUAUCAAGGGAAGACUUGAAAAACUCCAAGGGUAUGGACCUGUUCCUAAACUCUCGCCGAUCAAUCUCCCUGGGAGCUCGAGGGUUUCCCUCGAUUUCAAGUCUCCAUUUUCCGGCAGGAGAUAAUUUCUCAAAUGUUUAUAAAUAAUCAGAGUUUUCAUUUUUAUUUUAUACUCUAUUGUAGAGGCAAUAAAAAAAAAUUAACGUCAUGUGUUUCUUCGUUCUAGGAAUUAAUCACGGGAUUAUUUUCUUCGGUAAUGGGAUAUAGAUUAUAUUAUUUGAGAUAUAUUGAGCUGAACUUUACAUUCCACUGAUUUAUUUUCGUCAGAAAUGUGAGAAUGAAUAAAUAAAUAAAUUCCAUCGAAAUACCUUGCGAAAACCUGAGUUUCAGCCCUGAAAUAUUCCUUUCUAGAGCAAAUAAAAGACCGUUCAUUACCUUUAAGGUAGUCUUUCAUGCCAAACAACUGAAAACCAUCAACAAGUGUGAAUGGAUCAAUGAAUGGAACAGGUAU
Molecule: messenger RNA, 6110 nt
Organism: Fopius arisanus
Lineage: Eukaryota; Metazoa; Arthropoda; Insecta; Hymenoptera; Braconidae
Exons: 3
Coding region: 127-5724 (1865 amino acids)
Biological process (GO): regulation of DNA-templated transcription; double-strand break repair via homologous recombination
Source: RefSeq, a predicted model, not a curated record